This is a messenger RNA of Coniophora puteana RWD-64-598 SS2, 858 nucleotides long. RefSeq lists its product as uncharacterized. The coding region runs from base 58 to 759 and encodes 233 amino acids. Gene Ontology annotation, biological process: post-chaperonin tubulin folding pathway; cytoplasmic microtubule organization; tubulin complex assembly. The record is from RefSeq and is a predicted model, not a curated record. Gene Ontology annotation, molecular function: alpha-tubulin binding; microtubule plus-end binding. The transcript is spliced from 5 exons. Lineage: Eukaryota; Fungi; Basidiomycota; Agaricomycetes; Boletales; Coniophoraceae. Gene Ontology annotation, cellular component: nucleus; microtubule plus-end; cytoplasm.
CGUCCAGUGCCCACAGCAUCAUCGCAGAACAAAUUUCACUCAAAAAGAUACUCAGACAUGUCUAAUUCCGUUUCAGUCUUUGUCGUAUCCCCAGACACGCGCUCAGAGCGGCGCUAUGACCUCCACCUCACCGUCGGGCAGCUCAAGAGCAAGCUCGAAAUGAUCACCGGUAUCCCUGUCGCGAAUCAGCAGAUAUCAGUGUUUAACAGCGAGGAUGACGCGCAAGCCGUCGCGCACAUGUCCGAGGACAGCCGGCCGCUUGGGUUCUACUCCCUGCGGGAAUUCCAAACGCUCAAGGUCGUGGACACGAACCCAUCGACAUCGUUCACUGGGCAGCUGACGGAUGUGUCGCAAGUGGAGAAGUUCGAGUUGAGUAAUGAAGAGUAUGCUAAGCGGCAAGACUCUGUGCUAGCCUAUAAGAUGCGACACAAGGUCGGCCGCUUCGCCGAGGAGGACGCGUCACCUCAACCGAUCCCUAAACUCGAUGUUACUGUUGGCUCGCGGUGCGAAGUCGAAUCCACGGAGGAAGACUUCAAGAAGCGGGGGACUGUGCGUUUUGUGGGCCCGACGAACUUUGCGAAGACGGGCGUGUGGAUUGGGGUGGAGUAUGAUGAGCCCAUUGGCAAGAACGACGGAUCCGUCCAGGGAGAGCGGUACUUCACUUGCCUACCUAGUCAUGGGGCGUUUGUUCGUCCAGAUCGCGUCAAUGUUGGGGAUUUCCCCGUGGAGGAGAUCAACUUUGACGACGAGGAAAUGUAAUGUACGAGACUAUUUGUGCCCAACCCUUGGUGAAGGCGACGCGUCCAUUUAAACCCGUAUAUUAUCUCAAUGACCAAUUCCUGGAAAUUAGUUGACCAA